ACAGGAAGGUAAAGUAGAAUUCUGCAUUAGUGAAAAGAAGUAAAUAUUGUGAUAUAGGCAUACUAAGUUUUAAGGUUAUACUAGAAUUACAAUUGUUGCAAAGCAAUUUAUUUCGUUUGGUGCAGAGAAGUAAAUAAUACACAUCCAAGAUGUCUUAUAUGUUAGCACAUUUACACAAUGGAUGGCAAGUGGAUCAGGCAAUUCUUUCAGAAGAAGACAGGGUUGUGGUGAUACGUUUUGGACACGAUUGGGACCCAUCUUGCAUGAAAAUGGACGAAGUGGUUUACAGUAUAGCUGAAAAAGUAAAAAACUUUGCAGUUAUCUAUUUAGUGGACAUAACAGAAGUUCCCGAUUUCAAUAAAAUGUACGAAUUAUACGAUCCAUGCACAGUCAUGUUCUUCUUCAGAAACAAACAUAUUAUGAUUGAUUUGGGUACAGGUAAUAACAACAAAAUCAAUUGGCCAUUGGAAGAUAAACAGGAGAUGAUCGAUAUUAUUGAGACUGUGUACAGGGGUGCUAGAAAAGGAAGGGGUCUUGUUGUCUCACCAAAAGAUUAUUCAACGAAAUACAGAUACUAAAUAAUU
Messenger RNA from Nicrophorus vespilloides, 584 nucleotides. RefSeq names its product thioredoxin-like protein 4A (gene Dim1). The transcript has 3 exons. The record is from RefSeq and is a predicted model, not a curated record. Gene Ontology annotation, cellular component: U4/U6 x U5 tri-snRNP complex; U5 snRNP; spliceosomal complex. Gene Ontology annotation, biological process: mRNA splicing, via spliceosome. NCBI's taxonomy places the organism in Eukaryota, Metazoa, Arthropoda, Insecta, Coleoptera, Silphidae. The coding region runs from base 150 to 578 and encodes 142 amino acids.